Cyclocybe aegerita is the source of this 1146-nucleotide messenger RNA. NCBI's taxonomy places the organism in Eukaryota, Fungi, Basidiomycota, Agaricomycetes, Agaricales, Hemipholiotaceae. The record is from the annotation of a GenBank genome assembly.
AUGUACACCCAUUCAAACCACAUCCCCCAGCCUCCGCACUCUGCUGGUUUGGACUACAAAGGUUUACGACCACGUAUCGACUAUGCCCAAGUUCCAUCUCCCAUUGACGCGAUUGAAGCUGACCGACACGCAUGGGAGAGCAAGACUUACAUGACCCUACCUGGCACGCAUGCCCCAUUGUGCACCUCUGAUUUCGUUGCUGUUGAUCAAGGCAACUCCUCACCUAAAUUCGUCCGUGUCUCGACAUGGAACAUGCCCAGCACCUCUCGGCUUGCUUCAGACUGCCACAUUCCUAUCGCCGCUCUCUUCCAACCGUUCGCCGACCUUGACCCACGCGAAGAACCGGUACCUCUGAUAGACACGGGAGCUUCGGGACCAGCACGGUGUGCACAGUGCAGGGCAUACAUCAAUCCAUGGUGUACUUGGGUAGCAGGAGGUGUACGAUGGAAAUGUAAUCUUUGUUCUCAUGAAACGGAUGUUUCUUCGGAAUACUUCUGCAACUUAGAUGUCAACAUGAUGCGAUUGGACCAUCUCCAGCGUCCUGAGCUCAAUAAAGGCACUGUGGACUUUGUUGUCACAGCUUCCGAAGAAUACUGGGCGCAAAAUCCUCCUCCACGAAUAAAUCAACCUUUCUUCUCCGUCGAAUCACCUCUCAUGGGAGCAAGGCCGCCAGUAUUCAUGGAUUACGUCUUCGCGUUUGAUGUUUCAAACGAAUCGGUUAUCUCCGGUUUCCUGCAAUCCGCUUGUGAUGCGGUGAAGAAGAUUCUUUACGGUGAAGAGGAUGAAAACGGCGUUUUUUUCCCCGCGUUUUUUCCCCCGUCUAAUCGAAUAGCAAUUGUCACGUUUGAUACCACAUUACAUUUCUACAAUAUCUCCUCAGAAGUAACCCAAAUGCUGGUUGUCGCCGACCUCGACGAAGUUUUUGUGCCUACGAAAGACACAAUAUUCGUCAACCCAUUAGACAACAAGUUUUUCCGCCUUUUUUGUAUUGUGGCCCUGGCUCACCCGCUAUUUUCAGGUCGACGGUGGUGGCGCUUCUGGACUCGAUUCCGACGCGGUUUUCCGAAGGCGUCUCAACCGACUGUGCCCUUGGAUCCGCUAUUCGUGGAGGCCUCGCUUCUCUGGCAGGACGAGGUGGUCACCUAG